Molecule: messenger RNA, 3309 nt
Organism: Hyla sarda
Lineage: Eukaryota; Metazoa; Chordata; Amphibia; Anura; Hylidae
Gene: GOPC
Product: golgi associated PDZ and coiled-coil motif containing
Exons: 9
Coding region: 125-1801 (558 amino acids)
Biological process (GO): negative regulation of protein localization to cell surface
Cellular component (GO): Golgi apparatus; trans-Golgi network transport vesicle; membrane
Molecular function (GO): transmembrane transporter binding
Source: RefSeq, a predicted model, not a curated record
GUAUGUACGUGACUUAGCUAAUAAGCCCUGCGACACUGACAACACUUUGUACUGUAUGGGUGUGUCCCUGGUCAUGUGAUCCAGUGACGAUCAUUCAGGGAUCGUUUGCUCUGCCCUUACGCUGAUGGUUGUGGCAGGGAAAUCAGGUGAUCGCCUACACACUCGGAGAAGCCGUUUCCGGAAGCAGAGCCAAGAAGGAGAGCAGCAUAGCGGCAGUCUAUAUACCCACAAGACCGCACCGGCUCCCUCCACACUUCCUCCCCGGUGUCACGUCAACCAACCAGAAGCCGCCGCUGCAGAAUGUGACCCGCUCCUGGCUUCUUUUUCCUCAUCGUUCCAGACGAGCCAAUCAGAAAGCUUCAGAGAGCUUGUGACCACAGCGACUAGCCAAUCAGCGCGUGGGUCACCGUGUCGCUCCCGUCCUCCUGUCUAUACUACCUAUUGCUCCGUCAUGUCGGCGGUUCCGUGUUCGGCCGCCUCGUCCUCCGGGCCGGUACCGGGAAUGUCUAUGUUUCGCUGGCUGGAGGUGUUGGAGAAGGAGUUUGAUAAGGCGUUUGUGGACGUUGACCUAUUGCUGGGCGAGAUAGACCCUGACCAGGCCGACAUCACGUAUGAGGGCAGGCAGAAGAUGACCAGCCUGAGCUCCUGCUUUGCCCAGCUAUGCCAUAAAGCUCAGACAGUCAGCCAGAUCAACCACAAGCUGGAGGCCCAGCUUUUAGACAUGAAAUCCGAGCUGACAGAGACUCAGGCAGAGAAAGCAGUAUUGGAGAAAGAGGUUCAUGACCAGCUGCUCCAGCUCCAUGCCGUACAGCUCCAGUUACAUGCCAAAACAGGCCAAAAUGUGGAUUCUGGGGUCAUCAAAGCCAAACUGUCUGUGCCUAGUAUGGAAGUACUGGAAAAGGAAUUGGAGGCCAGCAAGAAGGAAAAGGUGAAGGAAGCGCAGUUAGAGGCUGAAGUAAAGCUGCUUCGUAAAGAAAAUGAGGCUCUCCGUAGACACAUUGCUGUUCUCCAAGCAGAGGUUUAUGGGGCAAGGCUGGCUGCUAAAUAUCUAGACAAAGAGCUGGCUGGAAGGGUGCAGCAGAUACAGUUGCUUGGUCGAGAUAUGAAGGGUCCAGCCCAUGAUAAACUAUGGAAUCAACUUGAGGCCGAAAUUCACUUACAUAGACAUAAAACAGUUAUCAGAGCCUGCAGAGGAAGAAAUGACUUGAAGAGACCCUUGCCAGCUCCUCCAGGGCAUGAUCCAGACUGCCUAAAGAAAAGUCAAGGCGUUGGUCCAAUCAGAAAAGUUGUGUUGGUUAAAGAAGACCAUGAAGGACUUGGCAUAUCAAUUACAGGAGGAAAGGAGCAUGGUGUUCCUAUUUUAAUAUCAGAAAUUCACCCAGCUCAACCUGCUGAUCGCUGUGGAGGCCUCCAUGUUGGUGAUGCCAUUUUGGCAGUUAAUGGUAUAAAUUUAAGGGAUGCCAAACACAAAGAAGCGGUCACCAUUCUUUCUCAACAGAGAGGAGAAAUUGAGUUUGAAGUAGUCUAUGUUGCUCCAGAGAUAGAUUCUGAUGACGAGAACGUGGAAUAUGAGGAUGAGACUGGACAUCGCUAUCGCUUGUAUCUUGAUGAGUUGGAAGAAGGUGGAACUAGCCCUAGGGCAACCAAUAAAGAUGGAAGUGAUGAAACUAAACCGUUACGAGUGUUUGACCAGAAGCAUCACCUUGAGGUACAUGAAAAUGGAGAGCUGGAGUCGACAAGCGAAUCUCUUGCUGGGGACACAGCUUCCAAGUUGGCAUAUUCUUCUGAAUCCUUGUCAUAGAACAGCCUCCUGUUUAGAUGAAGAGACCAAUACUCGCUCUAGUGGAUGAGACACUACAGUCUCCAUGGAGGCUGGAUAACUCUGCCUCCAAUGCCGUUUCCUCAGGGUUUGUCUGAGCAAUUCUACUUGUGCAAAAAUCUGUCAUUAAUCCACUAGGAGUUGUUGCAUGUUUUUUUUUUUUCUUUUUUUUUUUCUACUUCUUUUUUUUGUAAGCACCAAAGCAUGUCUUUAAUUGUAACAUGAAAAGAUCUUUUAUUUUUUGUAAUUGCUUUACAUGUCUGUCAUUGGUGAAACUGGACUGAUAGUGUUUACAAGACAGAUCUAGAAGGGAGUUUGACAAGAGGGAUAGAGAAAAUGGAAGAAGGGCAUCAUUUACCCUAAACAUUGGUUUGAGUAGACAUCCAAGUGCCAACCUGGGCCAGCACAAUCAUGCCACAAGUGAGGCUUGUUCUUUGUCAUGCAGUAACAAUGUCCUGCCUUCUGCAGUCCUUUUUUUGUAUUUAACGAUUUUCUAAUAAGAUUGUUAUUAUUCCGCCCGUGUAUGUAUUUUUUAUUUAUCCAGAGUAUAGGUGGACUCUGACUACACAGGGUACCCAUUACCUUGUCCUGAGAACCUCAGACCUUUUUGUAGGUGAGAAGGAUUAACUGCAGUGUUUGCUUUUCUUUCCCUCAUUUGCCAAAAAUAAUUGACUAUUUUAGCUUGGAAUGCAAAAAAGACUGUUUACUAAACCAGAACAUUAAUAUAUUUGGGAUUACACAGGAUUUCAUGGGCAAUCGAGAGGGGAGGAAAUGUGAAUGUUCCCCCUUCACUGAAAUCCUUCCCUCUUAAAUGGGUUUAAAAAGUGUUGUGUGAACCCUGCUCGACACUGCAGUUGAUCAGUGUACAUAAACAGGGACUUGCCAUUUGCGAUCAAUGUAUAAAAUGGAUCUAGAACCGUUCCGCCCACCCCUCUCCCAUAUUGUCCCUAUUUUUCCAACUGCACUAAAGGCAUUAUGAGAGAGCCUUGGGAAGUGUAUAUAGUAGUUCAAUUGCUAUUUAUAAAGAUAUUUAGUCUUUCCUGUUUGUGACCUGAUCAUUUUGGUGUCACUUAAUCUAGGUUAUGUAUAUGUUUAAGGCUUUUUUAUACUGUAUAUUUUUUUAGGUUCCCAAUUUUUUUUUGUUUAUAUUAUAUUGACAUCUAUCUUUAUCUCUCCAUUCACAGCCAAUACAGUAACUCAUACGACCAUAUACUGCAUUUAUCAAUAUAUUAAUUUGUCAUUUUGUUCAAGACACAUUUUGGUUAAUAGAUAGCAGUAGUAAGAAAGUUUCCAGGAUGGCUGUCCUCUUAUCCUGGCAAUGGUGGAUAUCCGUGUGCAUUUUGUACAUCAUAUUUUCCAUGCCACAGCAGUGAAAAUGGAUCUCAUCCUGAUACAUAUCCAUGCCAUAGCGGUAUGUUUUGUAUUGUCUUCUCCUUGGGACUACAGUGAUUAUAGGUUCCACCAAAUUAAAUAAAUUCACAAAAUCUUGA